Molecule: messenger RNA, 942 nt
Organism: Paramuricea clavata
Lineage: Eukaryota; Metazoa; Cnidaria; Anthozoa; Malacalcyonacea; Plexauridae
Source: the annotation of a GenBank genome assembly
AGCCUCCAAUUGAGAGCACAGAAAAACCUGAAGAAAUCUUCCAUAUUAUUGAACAUUUCUGUUUGGGAAGAAGACGUCUUCAUUUGUUUGGAAAUGACAGCAGCUUACGUCCAGGUUAGUAAAUAAGAGUUGCAUGAGAGUUGACAAGCGAGAGUUUACAUGAGAGUUUUCUCAACUUUCAUUGCUUCAUCAAACGAGAACAAGAGUUGCAUGAGAGUUGACAAGCGAGAGUUUACAUGAGAGUUUUCUCAACAUUCAUUGCUUGAUCGAACGAUAACAAGAGUUGCAUGAGAGUUGACAAGCGAGAGUUUACAUGAGAGUUUUCUCAACUUUCAUGAAAAUUCUCACUUGUCAACUCUCAUUACAAUUAUUGUUCUCAUUCGAUCCUAGUUGAGAGUUGACGAUGGUUUGUAGUUUAUUUCCUACUUUUGUCAUAUCUUUCUAGGUUGGCUGACAGUUGGGCCAGACCUCUCCAGCUCAAAUUUCUCAAGUGAGACAUACAAUUCAUAUUUCAACAGUUCCCCUACCGAAUACUUAGUAGGCGACACGCCUGAAAUCGAGAAUCUUCGACCCAAGUCUCCCAAGGCGAAAAACAAAGGUGAUGGCGGGAAAGGCCGUGGGGGGAUGGGACCUGGUGGACCCGCGUGGGCUAACCGCGGGAUGCGUGGAAUCGGGGGGCGUGGGAUAGGAGGAAGGGGUGGGUUAACUCGGGGUAUUGGGUUUUCUAUCCGUGGCAACCGGGGGUUAAGUAGAGGUGGUUUUCCGACACGAUAGGUAGGGGUUCAACAUUGGACGAUGGCAAUAUAUGUGCAUAAUUAAUAAAAAGCGUAGUUUUAUUGGUUGUUGUGUUGUUUUUGUUUGCAGUGAAAGUAAUUUGUUUUGUGUAUUGUAUUUACUCGUUAAAGCGCCCCGGUGCUCUUUAAAUAAUGAUGUUUUCAACCC